Messenger RNA from Ixodes scapularis (black-legged tick), 1069 nucleotides. Its product is annotated as zinc metalloproteinase nas-14. Gene Ontology annotation, biological process: proteolysis. The transcript is spliced from 6 exons. Lineage: Eukaryota; Metazoa; Arthropoda; Arachnida; Ixodida; Ixodidae. The coding region runs from base 154 to 930 and encodes 258 amino acids. The record is from RefSeq and is a predicted model, not a curated record. Gene Ontology annotation, molecular function: metalloendopeptidase activity; zinc ion binding.
CCUAUCACCUACGUCCUCCAAUACCGAGCUGUUAACACGUGGCAGAGAUACGAAGCUGCUCCCUCCUCCCGACAUUUCCGACAAUUUGGUGUCCUUUUACCGCGCCGAGGCCCUAACAACCGGUUUACAAUCUGAUAAGAGGCUCAAGUCGCGAUGUUCGGGCUGUGUUUGUGCCUCUGUUUUUUUACUCUUCAAACAGUUGCAGCAAGGCCACUUCAUGCGAACCAUUUCUUCUAUAAUCCCAACAACACAGAUCUUUUUGAAGGCGACAUCAUGGUCCGCAAUACAACGCAGAAGAAGCGCUUUGACACUUACACCGUGGUGAAAGACGAGACAUUGCUAUGGCCAGAAGGAAAGGUCUUCUACAAAAUAGACGAUGGUUUCGAUUCAGAUAUGGACAGAAAAGUCAUCCUCGAUGGCAUUAAGCUGCUGCAGUCAAAAACGUGCGUAAAAUUCAUCGAGAGGACAGACGAAGAAAAUUACGUUUUGAUUGCGCCCAGACCCGGCCGAUGCGCCUCAUUCGUCGGCAUGCAGGGCGAGGAGCAAGCCGUGGCACUGGACCUGUAUCACUGCCCUAACGUUGGCCAGGUGGUGCACGAGCUAAUGCACGCCAUCGGAUUCUUCCACGAACACAGUCGACCUGACAGGGACAGCUACGUCUCCGUUCAGUGGAGCAACAUCCAAGAAGAUGCCAGAAAAAGCUUCGAGCUGAAGACAGAGCUGAUCGCGGACACCCUGGGUCAGCCCUACGACUACGAGUCUGUGAUGCACUACCCGCAAGACGCUUUCAGCAAGUCACCGCCCACUCCAACGCUGAUUCCCAAGUCGGCCGAUAUUGACCCCGCAACUCUCGGCAAGGGCUACCUUGAGGAUUUCUUAACGGACACUGACAUUAUCAAAGUCAAACUUCUUUACGGCUGUGUGAAAUAACAGGUUUUGUUAAGGGGGUGGGGGUGUUCAAUGGGUGGCCGUAGCUGAGUCCCUGGCUGCAGAUUGCGAGCUGAAGCAAGCUUCCACACUGCUUUCGCAACCUGCAUUUUACGCCAACAAGAUUGCCGGUCUUGCCAGC